AUGAAGUUUUUACUACAACAAAUAAGGAAGAUGCACGUUAAGCCUAUUAAAAUGAGAUGGCUGACGGGCGGUGUUAACUACAGCUAUCUAUUAAGUGCUGAGAACAGAAAAAACGCGUGGCUGAUUGAUCCCGCAGAACCUCUUGAAGUUUCAUCGGAUUUAAGUGUCGAGGAGAAAAGGAGCAUUGAUGCUAUUGUCAAUACGCAUCAUCACUACGAUCAUUCAGCGGGAAACUUAGCUCUUCAUAGCCUCCUGUGCCAAGGAAAUACCCAUCGUGAGGUUAAGAUAAUUGGCGGAUCCAAGGCUUCUCCUGGCGUCACUGAAAUACCUGAGCAUUUGCAGCAAUACCUCUUGGGCAACUUGAAAAUAACAUGUAUCAGGACGCCGUGCCAUACAAAGGAUUCUAUAUGUUAUCACGUCAGAGAUUUGGAGACGUUUGAGCAAUGCAUCUUUACAGGUGACACUCUUUUCAAUGCAGGUUGUGGUAGAUUCUUCGAGGGCACUGGGGAAGAUAUGGACAUUGCUUUGAAUAGGACAAUCUUAAGGAUCGUCGGCGAACCAAACUGGCGUGAAGUAAAAGUAUACCCAGGUCACGAGUACACCAAGGGUAAUGCUAAAUUCAUCAGAGCCAAGAUAUAUCAUGCCCGGGGAGAAAAUAAGCAGUUUGAUGUCUUGGAACAGUAUUGCCAGAGUAAUGAGUGCACCUCUGGUCACUUUACUUUAGGUGAUGAACUGGAAUACAAUCCAUUCAUGAGAUUGGAUGAUCCUGCCGUUAGAGCGGCGGUUGGCGAUACUGCUAGGGUAUAUCCCAGAGCCAAAGUGGUGCAAGAGCUAAGAAAGUUGAAAAACGCUAUGUAA
Molecule: messenger RNA, 858 nt
Organism: Saccharomyces kudriavzevii IFO 1802
Lineage: Eukaryota; Fungi; Ascomycota; Saccharomycetes; Saccharomycetales; Saccharomycetaceae
Gene: GLO4
Product: hydroxyacylglutathione hydrolase GLO4
Exons: 1
Coding region: 1-858 (285 amino acids)
Molecular function (GO): hydroxyacylglutathione hydrolase activity
Source: RefSeq, a predicted model, not a curated record